Messenger RNA from Alternaria rosae, 1490 nucleotides. RefSeq names its product Mo25-like protein. The coding region runs from base 277 to 1383 and encodes 368 amino acids. Lineage: Eukaryota; Fungi; Ascomycota; Dothideomycetes; Pleosporales; Pleosporaceae. Gene Ontology annotation, molecular function: protein serine/threonine kinase activator activity. The record is from RefSeq and is a predicted model, not a curated record. Gene Ontology annotation, biological process: intracellular signal transduction. The transcript has 5 exons.
CGCAGGGUGCACUAGCCUGGCAGACAGGGUUGAUCCUCGGGCCAUUCACAAGCAACAGCAUCACCAGGGCAGAGUAGAGACAGGACAACAACCGCAUUGGCCCCCUGUAUACCAUAACCGCCCUCGGAGCCCAAUUCAUAUUGCCCUACCGUCGCCUGUAUGUUUUCGCCGUCAAGAUAGCAGCUUCCCGGCCCUGGCCUCAAGUCACAGCCCCUCAUAGCACCGCCGCCAUCGCACCUCGAUCCCCGCCCUGCAAAACUUCCGAGCCCCCUCAACAUGGCCUUCCUAUUCCGAAACAAGCAGAAGAACAAUCUGGAGCUCACCCGCUCCAUCAAAGAGCUUACGUUGCGGCUAGGACAGGAGGACAAACCCAACCCCAAGCUGGAGGAAGGACUAGCACUAGACCUGCAGCAGAUGAAGAUUAGGCUUCAGGGCACACCCGACACAGAAGUUAAUCCAGAGGCUGUCUUCCAGCUGCUCACGAGUAUCCUAAAUGAAGACCUACUCUACGCGCUAGCAAUCAACAUCCACAAGCUCCCCUUCGAGUCGCGAAAAGACGCGCAGGUCAUAUUCUCCACCGCAUUCCGCUACAAGCCUGCUGGGCAAGCCACGCCGCAAGUCCUAGAGCACGUCGUCGCGUACCGACCAGAUAUCAUAAUAGCGCUAUGUCGAGGCUACGAUAGGCGGGAAAGUGCCAUGCCAUGUGGUGGCAUUCUGCGCGAGGCACUCAAAUACGAUGCGAUUGCUGCGCUGCUGCUCUACGACGAGCCAAUGGAGGACGGUCAGACGCUUGACUUGGGCAACGUGAACCCAGACCUACCAGCGACCGGCAAUGGUGUGUUCUGGAAGUUCUUUGGGUGGAUAGACAAGGGCGCAUUCGAAGUCAGCGCAGACGCAUUCAACACAUUCAGGGAAAUCCUGACAAAGCACAAGCCGCUGGUGGCUACCUUUCUACAAACGAACUUCGACGCCUUCUUCUCGAAAUACAACUCGAUGUUGGUCCAGUCGGAGAGCUAUGUGACGAAGCGCCAGUCGAUCAAGCUCUUAGGCGAGAUCCUACUUGACCGGGCAAACUACAACGUUAUGACGCAAUAUGUGGAUUCAGGAGAACAUCUCAAGAUCAUCAUGAAGUUAUUGCGGGACGACAGGAAGAUGAUCAACUACGAGGGCUUUCACGUCUUCAAGGUGUUUGUUGCCAACCCGAAUAAAUCAGUCGCGGUGCAACGCAUCUUGAUCAGUAACCGGGAGAAGCUACUGCGCUUCCUGCCGUCGUUCCUCGACGAUCGGACAGAGGACGAGCAGUUCAUCGACGAGAAGAGCUUCUUGAUCCGGCAGAUCGAACAGCUUCCCUCAGCACCAGUAAUGCCGCCGACACCGACAUAGUCACACGUUUUCUCUGUUUAGACUCGCAUCUGAUGGCGUUCGAGGUUGGAUAUCCUUGGAGUUUUCCGUGGUUGGCGCAGUGAUCGGCGCAUUUCCCAUCGAUGGAA